GGAGUCUUAUUACCCAGUUGUACAAAACGGAAAACGCACUAAACCGGAGCUUUAAACUUUGAUUACCCGAGUUGAUCGUGAAUGGCGAGGGAGGGCGAUGGGAAGCCGGAGACGGAGAAGUACGUUUACAGGAUAAGCACCGCCAAAGAGUGGGAUGAAUUGCAGAGUAAUGGUUUCACUUUUGGUGGUGAUCUUGACAACUCCACUGCUUGCUUCCAUCUCAGUACCCUUCUUCAGGUACAGCCAACCUUGCAAAGAUUUUUCAAAGACGUUAAUGAGGAGUUAUACUUACUUCAAAUUGAUUCUAACAAGCUUGGGGAUGGAUUGAUAUAUGAGGUUGUGGAGGGAAAUCAAUGGUUCCCACAUUUCUAUGGACCGUCACGUAGUUUUGCUCCCCUUCCUCUUGAUGCUGUCACAAGAACAGAGAAGAUCACUUUGUCAAACGGCAUCUUCACUUGCACUUUGCUUCAUUGAGCUAGAGGUUCGGCACAAAAGGCUUACUACAACGACAGUACAACUCAUUGCUUUUCUACACUAUCGUGACCUUAAUUCUGAUUAUCGGGUUUAACCUAUAAUUGUGAUUUAUGCUUUCUGAAACAUGGGAUAAUCAUGCUAUUCUUUAACCUUUAAGGUUGUGUAAUUUGUUUUUUGAAGUAUACUUUGAACUGUCUUCGUAUUGCUCAUAAUAAUAAUGAUUCUCUUGAAAUUUCCAAGGUUA
Spinacia oleracea (spinach) is the source of this 718-nucleotide messenger RNA. RefSeq lists its product as uncharacterized. The record is from RefSeq and is a predicted model, not a curated record. NCBI's taxonomy places the organism in Eukaryota, Viridiplantae, Streptophyta, Magnoliopsida, Caryophyllales, Amaranthaceae. The coding region runs from base 82 to 474 and encodes 130 amino acids. The transcript has 3 exons.